Messenger RNA from Silurus meridionalis, 4364 nucleotides. It is a transcript of the gene tafa5l, whose product is annotated as TAFA chemokine like family member 5, like. The coding region runs from base 1238 to 1636 and encodes 132 amino acids. The record is from RefSeq and is a predicted model, not a curated record. The transcript has 6 exons. NCBI's taxonomy places the organism in Eukaryota, Metazoa, Chordata, Actinopteri, Siluriformes, Siluridae.
GAGAGGUAAUGUAGAAAUGAAAGGAUAAUUAAAAUGAGAAUUAAGGUUAAUGUAAGAAACAGAGGCACAAUAAAAGAAUGAAAAAUUAGAGAAAGAAAUGCGAAUGAAAUAGAAAAGAAGAGUGGAAUUUAAAUCAUAGGGAAUGAGAGAAAUACUUGACACACGGGACAAUUUCCACCUCUAGAGGGAAAGAGAGAAAGAGAGAAAGAGUGGUGGAUGAAUAUGAGAGAGAGAGAGAGAGAGAGAGAGAGAGAGAGGAUGGAGGAGUCAGUGUUUAGUCUCCGCCACAUCCUCAGCGCCACUGCGUGACUGCGCCUUUCCAUCUCUCCACCACUCUUCUUCUUCUCCUCUCCUCCACUCCUCCUCUCCGUCUCUCCUUCACUCCUCCUCUCUGUCUCUCCUCCACUCCUCCGUGAGCGGUGGAGAGACUCCGCUUUUUAUUCCAUAUUAAAGUUCUCUCUGACGCAGAUCGCAUCAGAUCCGCGUUCAGCUGCGAGCUGCGGACAGACGCCGCGUCCCUGUUGCGCUUCUCCGCGGUAAGUUUUAGCGGCUCGUGGGAGGAGAAGCGACGGGGAACACCAGGGAGGGAUGUGGAGCUCCAGCUGAAAAGAAAGUGUAUAGAAGCCGAGCUUAGAGACCAGAAGAAGCUCCGAAACCAGGAGAAGCUCCAAGACCAGGAGAAGCUCUAAAAACAAGAGAAGCUCCAAAACCAGACGAAGCUUCGAGACCAGAGGAAGUUCAGAGACCAGAAGAAGCUCCGAGAAGCGCAGAAGCUCUUCCUCACUGCAGAAGCUUCAUACUGUGCGUUUGCGUACUAAUGCCAGACAUUUGCGUUAUGGGAUGAUCGGAUUAACUCUGUCAGAGUUGGUUUUUGGAGGCACAGCAGUAACACCUGAUCCUCGCUGUCUUCAGGUUCAGUCUGGAUCUUUGGAUUCGGGGUUCAUUAGUAUUAUGGACCAUCAGUAGUGUGGAUUUUGCAGUAGCUCAUGACUGCAUUUGUAGGCAUUUGUAUUAUAACCUUAGACCUUGACCUGGCAAACAAGGACCCGGUAAAUGGUUUAUGGGCCUUUCUGGUUAAUGACAUUCAAGGAUUUCAUCGGUAUUGACUGACAGAUUCUUCUGUGCUUUCCGGACCUUUCUGACACGGACCCGUCCAUGGCGGUGAGACGGCGCUCUGUGAUUUGCCACUAACCCGCUCUGUAGGUCGUGUGAUUAAGCCGGGCAGGGUGGAAGGAGGAUGCAGGCUGGGCUGCGGGUUCUCUGCGCCGGUGGAGGCGCUUCUCUCUGCUGUCUGCUCCUGCUGGGACUCAUUUACACACACCUUCUUAAAGAAGGUCAGUUGGCGGUGGGCACGUGUGAGAUUGUGAUGUUAAACAGAGACAGCAGUCAGCCCAAGCGGACCAUCGCCAGACAGACGGCCCGCUGUGCCUGUCGGAGAGGCCAGAUCGCAGGCACCACUCGGGCACGACCAGCAUGUGUGGACGCACGGAUAGUGAAGAGCAGGCAGUGGUGUGAGAUGAGCCCAUGUUCAGAGGGAGAAAUCUGCGGCCUGCUCUUCAAUUACACCGGCUGGACCUGCACCAAGGGAGGAGGACGAAUAAAAACCGUCACGCCUCUGCCCAAGGAGCCAUCUUAAAGGAUUUCAGCUGAGAUUGAGGUCUGCUGACAUUCACGUGAACAUCGUGGACCAGAAGAAGACAUUCAUCAGACCAGCACCAUUUUAUUCAUCCUUGUACCCUGGAGCUAAAACAUGACCCCUUCUUCUACCCUUUCCAAGCUCCAGCGCACCUUCACCUCCUCCACCAUGUCCACCAUUACAGGAGCCUGACUCUUUGGACAUGAACGGUAAAACACCUCCAGCAGGACUUUCAGUGUCCUUCUUCCUGAGAUCGCCAGCAAAUGAAGUGUAAAACUCAUAAAUCUCGGAUUUGCUGGAGACAUGCAUUAAGACCAAAAGAAGCAGAAGCACAUUGCUUCAACUCGUGCAGAACAAGCUGCUGAUAUGGAGUGUCAGAGUAGACCAUAAUCCUAUUCGGGAUGUUGGUUGCUCCACCAUACAGGAACAAAAAAAGCUUUUAAUGACUAACUUCAGACUUGUUUUGUGUUGUUUUUAUUUGCAGAUGUCGAGUGUGUCUCAUAAAGUAAACCACAGGCAAAUGUAGACAGAAUGUCCACAGAACACAAGGGACGAUUUGCUCAAGUGGGUCACUGAGGGGACAGCACCUCGUGAUGUAGACUCCUUGACCUCUUUUUCAUGUGGAUGAAAAGAAGACAUCUUUCGAAACAUCUCGAUCUUUCUGUCUGGUAUUUUAACGUGUAGGAGACUCUCCAGCUGCACCUUCAUCAUCACCCCUUCCUCUUUGUCUUUCUGAGAUUUGGAUCAGGUGUAUUGUUUUGAUGAACGCUCUCACAUUCAGUGACACAUCAAAUGAAUCCUGGGCGCUAGAUAGGGAAUAAAGGUUGGGUGUGUGUGUGUGUAUGGGGUUGAGAUCGCAUCGGGUUUCUGUUGUUUGAACAUCCAUCAUGUUGAUUUCUACGCUUCUGGUGUCCAAGGAGCAAGGAACAUGUUUGCCUCUUAUAUCUCUGAGCUUCUUGUUAAGUUAGUGGCCUGGGUAAAAAAAAAAAAAAAAAAAAACCACCAGAGAGCAUUUUAUUUUAAAAUAAAUGUCAUGAUGGACAUAUGGAUUGUACGCAGAAGAGUCGAGUGAGCGCAGGAAAAGAAAACGGCCACUUUGAGUGAACAGUAGGUUAGUAAUUUAUCAGUCUGGAGGGCUAGGCAGAGCUCCCUUGGUUGUGAAUUUUAAUGGUGUUUUAUGGUUCCUAAUAAAGUCUGUUAUGCUUCUGGCAAAUAUGCAGAGCACAACAUCCCUCGCUUCCAAUUACUGAGAAACUCAAGGAGAGUCUUCAGCCAUUCAUCAUCACAUGUACUGUUCCCAGAAAUAACGGGAGAAAAUCUCUUUCUGACUUUUUCUCUUUCUAUCUCACGCUUUCUCUUUAUUUUGCUGUCUAAAUUCUUUAUGUUUAGAAACCAGAGAGAUGUGAUAGAGUAGGAUGAUCUCCCAGCAGCAUUUAAAACUGUAAGGAUUUGAUCUGCAAAACCAUAUUACAUGCUUGUAAAUAUCACUCGUUCCUUACAAUAAAGUUAUAAGUGCUGUUUACUCCCAGGAUAUACCUGACAAGGUAAGUGACUUCUCUUCAUCUCAUUUAAACAACUGAGCAAUUUAAAGUUAAGGGCCUUGAUCAAAAUCCCAGCAAUGGUGGCAUGGUGGUGCUGGGACUUGAACUUAGGACCUUCCGAUCAGACGUUCCACAUUUUUCAAUUUUCAUUAUUUGCCAGAUGCCCUUAUCCAUAGCAACUUACAUUUAUCUUAUUCAUACAUACGAGCAGUUAUGGAGUUAAGGGCUUUGCUCAGGGGCCCAGCAGUGGCAGAUUGGUAUGGUAUGGCUGGGAUUUAAACUUGCAACCUUUAGAUACAAGUCCAAUAGCUUAACCACUAAACCACCACCUAAAAUUAUGUUGCAGGAAAUGAGCACUCAAACUUAUGCAAUAAUUAGGGAAAUCAAUGAGAUGCCCUUUAAAAUGAGCAGGGCCCUUGGUCAAAGGCCCAGCAAUGUCUACAUGGUGUCUACAUGGUGGUCCUGGGAACUAAAUUCAAGACAUUCUGAGCAGAAGUCCAAUUUAUGGCAUUUGGCAAGCGCACUUAUGCAGAGCAACUUACAUUUAUCUCAUUCAUACAACCAUCAGCUAGGUGGUUAAGGGCCAUGUUCAGGGGCCCACAAGUGGCUGCUUGGUGUGGCUAAGAUUUGAAUUUACAACCUUUGAAUAAAAAGUCGAAUCAUUUAACCACUAAUCUACCACCUGAGCUUCCACUUUCCAAACAAACCAUUUAUAGAAGGACAACUGAUGUCUUGGUAAAGCCUGGAAUCUUCUCACAAGGACGAGACAUCACUGAGAGUUUGGUGGUUAAAUUGAAUCAAUUAAACCGAUUCUAAGUGUCGAAUUUUAAAAAUCAGAAGAUAGAAAUAUUGCUAUCCAAACAAUUGUAUUUAUUUUCCUUUAAACACUAGUUUAGCUCCACCCUUAGAGUUUGUUUCCUCACUAUCAGCUACAAGUACCAAUUUAUACACUAUACCAAGUAAUAAGGGAAGGAGGAUUUUAGUGUUUUUUUAGCAUUUGCAAUUCACUUUGCAGGAAAUGAGCACUCACACUGAUGCAAUUAUAAAAAUGACAUCUCCGUUAAAUGAAUAAAACACUGGUACAGCUCUGAAGAAGCAGCAUAGUGUGUCCAAAGGAUUUAUAAUUUACCAUUUGGGUCCCGUUCAGACCUAAAUGGAAUCUAUUGCUUAUUUAAAAUAAUAAAUGG